Alligator mississippiensis (American alligator) is the source of this 4681-nucleotide messenger RNA. RefSeq names its product follistatin like 5 (gene FSTL5). Gene Ontology annotation, biological process: multicellular organism development; cell differentiation; regulation of BMP signaling pathway. Lineage: Eukaryota; Metazoa; Chordata; Crocodylia; Alligatoridae. The record is from RefSeq and is a predicted model, not a curated record. The coding region runs from base 343 to 2874 and encodes 843 amino acids. The transcript has 16 exons. Gene Ontology annotation, molecular function: calcium ion binding; protein binding.
CGAGGAGGCGGGAGAAGCGCGCUGCUCAGUGCCGGGGACGGUGGAGGGGAGCGGAGCUGGUGCUGUCCACGCCGCCGCUGGUGCUGAACCCGGGAGGCGCCGGCCCCGCACGUGGGACUUGUGGAGGGCAGUGCGGGGAGAGGGGGAAGCUCCGGAGUUGCCCCCAAACUGCUCGGCUCCCUCGGCUCUCACCGGCGCGGCUGCGGAUCGUCUUUGCCGGCACACAACUAGCGCUCCCUGCACCUGCCUUGAGCCACGGACGGCGCGGGUCGCUCCUCGGGGACUUACACUGGGUUUUUCUCGUGUCUGGGGGAGCCUCGGAUCAGGAGGAGACCAGUAAGGAUGUAUAUGUGGUGGACAGCUUUUCUAUUUCUUGGAUGCAUUUUGUUGGGAGCAGAAGGGUGGCCAGCCAAGGACUUCAAGCCUUAUCAGCCUCUAGUAAGAUUACGCCACAAGCAAGAAAAGAACCAAGAAAGUUCAAGAAAUAAAGGUUACAUGGGUCAGGAUGGACCUCUUGGAUCUUGUGAAAAUAAAUACUGCGGUCUGGGUAGACAUUGUGUUGUCAAUGGAGAAACUGGCCAAGCUGAAUGUGUGUGCAUGGAACAUUGCAAGCCUCACUACAAACCUGUAUGUGGUUCUGAUGGAGAAUUCUAUGAAAACCAUUGUGAAGUUCACAGGGCUGCUUGCCUGAAAAAGAAAAAGAUUACCAUCGUUCACAAUGAAGACUGCUUCUUCAAAGGGGAUAAGUGCAAAUCUCCUGAAUACAGCAAAGUGAAAAAUAUGCUGCUGGACCUACAAAACCGGAGAUACAUUGCACAAGCAAAAGAAAAAAAUAUAGAAGAUAAAAUAGCUCUAAAGAAAAUUCUGGUGGAUCAGAUGUUUAAUUAUUUUGAUUCUGACAGGAAUGGGCUUGUGGACAGUAAUGAACUAUCUCAGGUAAUAAAACGGGAUGAACUUGGCAAGGAUCUGUCUGACUGCUCUCUGUUCGAUCUGCUGAAAUAUGAUGAUUAUAACAGUGACAAGCACCUAGCUCUGGAAGAAUUCUACAGAGCAUUUCAGGUGGUUCAGUUGAGUCUGCCGGAAGAUCAGAAAAUAAGCGUCACUGCAGCAACAGUAGGACAAAGUGCUGUCCUUAGUUGUGCCAUUCAAGGAACCUUGAGACCUCCCAUCAUCUGGAAGAGGAACAAUGUCAUUCUAAAUAACUUAGAUUUGGAAGACAUCAAUGAUUUUGGAGAUGAUGGGUCCUUGUACAUUACUAAGGUUACCACUACUCACAUGGGAAAUUACACCUGCUAUGCUGAUGGCUAUGAUAAACUGUAUCAAACUCAUAUUCUCCAAGUGAAUGUUCCUCCAGUAAUUCGAGUCUAUCCAGAAAGCCAGGCCAGGGAACCAGGUGUGACAGCUAGUCUCCGAUGUUAUGCUGAAGGUAUCCCCAGUCCACAACUUGGUUGGCUGAAGAAUGGAAUUGACAUUACUCCAAAGUUAUCCAAACAGUUAACUCUUCAAGCAAAUGGCAGUGAAGUUCACAUUAGCAACGUGCGCUAUGAAGAUACGGGAGCAUAUACUUGUAUUGCAAAGAAUGAAGCAGGAGUGGAUGAAGACAUUUCUUCUCUUUUUGUAGAAGAUUCAGCUCGGAAGACCCUUGCAAACAUAUUGUGGCGAGAGGAAGGUCUGGGAAUUGGGAACAUGUUUUAUGUUUUUUAUGAAGAUGGAAUCAAAGUGAUACAGCCAGUAGAAUGUGAAUUUCAGAGGCACAUUAAACCCAGUGAAAAACUCCUUGGGUUUCAGGAUGAAGUUUGCCCCAAGGCUGCAGAGGAUACUAUUCAGCGGUGUGUGUGGGCAUCUGCUGUUAAUGUAAAAGACAAGUUCAUUUAUGUGACUCAGCCCACUUUCGAUAGAGUGCUCAUUGUUGAUGUACAGUCUCAAAAAGUUGUGCAGGCAGUAAGUACAGACCCAGUACCAGUGAAGCUGCACUAUGACAAAUCACAUGAUCAGGUAUGGGUGCUCAGCUGGGGAAGUAUGGAAAAGAAUUCACCAACUCUGCAGGUAAUAACACAGGCCAGUGGAAGUGUUUCUCACCACACAAUCCAUACGCAGCCAGUGGGAAGGCAGUUUGAUAGAGUGGAUGACUUUUUCAUUCCUAGUACAACCCUCAUCAUUACCCAUAUAAGGUUCGGAUUUAUUCUUCAUAAAGAUGAGACUGUACUCCAGAAAAUUGAUCUUGAAACUAUGUCAUAUAUCAAGACAAUUAGUUUAAAGGAUUAUAAUUGCAUUCCUCAGUCUCUGGCUUAUACACAUCUUGGAGGAUAUUAUUUUAUCUGCUGCAAGCCUGAUACCACUGGGGCUAUUCUACCACAGCUUAUAGUGGAUAGUGUUACUGACAGUGUGAUUGGAUAUAAUGGUGAUGUGACAGGCACCCCAUAUAUCUCUCCAGAUGGGCACUACCUUGUCAGCAUUGAUGAUGUAAAAGGUCUCAUGAAGGUCCAGUCCAUUACAAUUAGAGGAGAAAUCCAGGAUGCAUUUGACAUUCACACUAACUUGCACAUAUCUGAUGUGGCUUUUCAGCCAUCGUUUACUGAAGCCCAUCAGUACAAUGUCUAUUGUAGCUCCAGCUUGCAAACGGAUGUGUUGUUUGUAGAGCUCUCCUCUGGCAAAGUUAAGAUGGUGAAGAGCCUUAAGGAGCCUAUUGGGGCAGAAGAAUGGCCUUGGAACAGUAAGAACCGGCUUAUCAAGGACAGCGGUCUCUUUGGCCAAUACCUUAUGACACCUUCCAAGAAAUCCCUCUUUAUCCUGGAUGGACGGCUCAACAAGUUAAAUUGUGAAAUCACUGAAGUUGAGAGAGGCAACACAGUAAUUUGGGUUGGAGAAGCAUAAGGAACCAUGCUAGAUAAUAAUGGAACAAAAUAGUUUUACAGUACAUUGCACUUAACACCAUUCUUUAAAUUUCCAGUUUUCCUUUGAAAUGAUUAGACCCUUCUAUAUUUGUCAUUGUUUUGGCUAAGAUACAAGUUGGUAUACACUUUAACAUAAAAGAUACUAAAGAUACUAAAAGUGGAAUUUCUCAGCAAAAAUAUCUACUACUAAUGACCAGCUAAGAUUGCAUUAAUUGAUUGGAUUCAGUAUAGAAAAUUAUGCUUAAUAUCUUAAUAGGCCAAUUCUUAAAAUCUCAUUAUAAAAAAAAAAAAUAGAAUAGAAUAGUUUAAAGAAGUAAAAAAAAAAUCAAAUCUUCAGGGAAUAUCAAAUGUCUCGGUAUGAUCCAUUGCACAUUAAAAAAAAAUCACUCUAAUUUUGAUUUGGUUUGCUUUGAAUAUGAAAUAAGAGGUGUUGUGCAACUUUAGACUUCUUAAACUGAAAUGUUCUGUCCUGUCCUGUCCACUGUUUAAUCUUUUUGUGCCUUGAAGGGAAUGUCUCACAAGGAAGUGGAAGAGUAAAAAUUGUAUACUUUAUUCCCAUUGUGGCUACAGGAUUGCUUGUCACAGAAAAGAAGCAUUUAGUAUCUCACGUUUUAGUCUCAAUCAGGUUGUGGAACAUAUUAAGGAAAAAAGGGAAAAUUAUAUUUGCAAUGUCUUCUGUAUUGCUUUUUGAUCACUACAGUUUGAGAAGUUUAUUUUUAUUGUGAGUUUUAGUUCAGAUGCUGUCACUUGCUUGCAGAAGUUUUAUCUUUUUUUUUUUUUCUUUGCAGCAAUAGGUGUUAGGCUUUUUCAGAUUUCAUAGGGUUGCAUCAAGAGGGAGUUUCAGUUCUACUAAAGAGAAACAUCAUGUGAUCUGCUUAAAAUAAAAUACAUUUUUGUCAAACAUGAAGCUUCACUGGCAAGAAAACUUAUUUGAAAAAAAAAAUGAACAGGUAUUCGUUUUAAAGAACUAGCUAUAGAACGCAGAGAACUGGAUUUAAGAUUACAACCUGGGGAUAGAAUUUUUGCUUAUGAGUUAUGGCAUUUACCUAUACUUCCUGAAUCUUUUUGAGUAGCUCAAUAAGUUGUUCAUUCUACUCGCCCAAUUGGAUUACACUUGUAAAACAAACUCUCCUUCUGUAUUAUUUUUUAAUUUUUUAAAAACCUCUUUCUCUAAUUGUGGACAUUGCUUACACAUCUAAAUGGGAUAAGAAUUUAGAACAAUAACAGAUAGUAAAAUCGGAAAAAAAAAUACAGGGAUGUGACUAAUUGAAGCCAGCAGAAAAAAAAACUAUCCAGACUUGUGGUAAUGUCAGAAAUAUUUGGAGAUAAUUUUAUUUUGCUAAACAAUGCUAUGGGCUCUCAAACUGACCUCCAUUUACUAAGGCAAUCAGAAAAAAAAAAUCUUUUUUAAAUACAAUUUUACUUCAGUUUAGAUUGUGUAAAAUUGCUUAGAAACCUGAAAUUUUCUAGCAUUGUAAUCUUGUGUGUAUUUAGCAUCCUGCGCUGUGUGAUACAGUAGAUCUCUCUUUAGCUUGAAAAUAAAUAACUUCCUGGCAGGUAGAUUUAAUUAAAAUUAAAAUCUGCAUACAUUUCUAGUUACUGGAUCUGUUUUCCCUUCUAACAAGUUUUCUCAUUGUAAACAAGAACCAUGUAAGUUGUCUGUUACUCAGUUUUUACAGUAAUUUGUCUCUUAUGCUUUUUUUUCCUUCUGUAACCAACACCAUGUGGAUGUUCUGUAUGUAGAUAAUGCUUGACAAAAGGAGAAUAAACCCCGUACAUUUUAAAAA